Debaryomyces hansenii CBS767 is the source of this 1911-nucleotide messenger RNA. RefSeq lists its product as uncharacterized. Gene Ontology annotation, molecular function: pre-mRNA 3'-splice site binding; poly-pyrimidine tract binding. The record is from RefSeq and is a predicted model, not a curated record. The coding region runs from base 1 to 1911 and encodes 636 amino acids. The transcript has 2 exons. Gene Ontology annotation, cellular component: commitment complex; U2AF complex; U2-type prespliceosome. Lineage: Eukaryota; Fungi; Ascomycota; Pichiomycetes; Serinales; Debaryomycetaceae.
AUGAAUAACAACAAUCAUCGUCCCUCAUCGUCUGGAACUUACCUGGGAAGAGACUCGUAUAGAACAUCGAGAAGAGAAAAUAACGGCGGAUAUGAAUAUCAGGAUCGUGCAAGAGAAAGAGCUCGUGAUAGUCCAUAUGGAGAAAGAAGUGUGCCAGAAUAUGAGAGAAGAAGUGGGAAUGAUAGGUACGAUGACAGAAGAGGUGGGAAUGAUAGGUACGAUGACAGAAGAGGCGGGAAUAAUAGAUACGACGACAGAAGAGGCGGGAAUGAGAAGUACGAUGACAGAAGAAGUGGGAAUGAUAGGUACGAUGACAGAAGAGGUGGGAAUGAUAGGUACGGUGACAGAGGAAAUGGUAAUUAUAGGCCUUCUCGACCAUCUCAUGACACAAGGAACGAAAGAUAUAAUAAUAACAGAUACUACAGGGAUAGAGGAGGAGAUAGGGAUGAUAGGGGAGACUCACUGCUCACGUAUAAACCGAGAUACGAUGAUAGACAACAAACGGGAAGACAAAGAGUUCCCACACAAGACUCUAAACCUAAGUUGACUAAAGAAGAAGAAAUAGAGAGAUGCGAGAAGAAAUUAGCAAAUUUACAAAAGGUUCCAAAUAUCGAGGAUAUAACUAUUAUUGACUCGAAAUGGGGUGUGAAACCAAAGGGGUUUGAGAAUGUUACAGCCCAGCGAGCCAAAUUAUCAGGUUUGUUUCCUUUACCAGGCUAUCCAAGACCAGUUGAUUUUACAAAAUUGGAAGGGGUGGCUAGAGAUAGAUUAUUGAAUUCGAAUGAUAUUUUGAAUGGCUCGUCUAAGAUUGACCCCAUCGAUUCAAGAAAUUCUAGUAUCUUGUUCAUUAAAAAUAUUAAUUUUGGAAUAAUUGACUAUUUGAAGGUUACUGAAUAUUUCAACAAAUUUUUGAGCCAGAUUGAUAUCCCCGAAACCACUUUAAAUAACGUGGAAUCCAAAAGGAAAACUAAAGAUGAUCAAAAUUUGAUCAUUGAAUUUAAGAACAAUACAUGUGCAACGAUUGCAAUGGCAUUAAACUCUAGGAAAUUAUCAUUUAAUGAAAUGAAAUUGGUCAAAAAUGACGAUGAAGGAAACCCUAUUCAUCAAAUCGGUCAAGACACAGGUGAUGAUAUCGUACUUGACAUUUCAAGACCUGGAGAAUAUGUAGUCCAAUGUUUACCACCAUAUUCCGAAAUUAAAGAGGAUGAAAUCGAAGAAAGUGUCACCGAUAGCCCAAGAAAAAUUACAGUUUUAGUACCCUCCACACUUGAUGAAACAGAACUAAUUAAAAAUAUAAAGGAGGUAGGUACUAUUAAAGGAUUUCAGAUGUUAAGAGAAAUAGGUACAAAAAAAUCAUUAGGAAUCGCUUUCUUAGAGUUCUAUAUUGAUCCAACUAAAUAUCAAAAGACUAUUAACGCAAUUCCAGUAAUACAAACAUUGGUUGAAGACUUGAAACAAAGCCUGUUUAUAGAAGAUGCGUUCUUCUCAUGCAUUAUUCCUGAUCAUACCAGUAUUCAAGAUUGUCCAAUUGAUUUGAGUACUUUAAAGAAAUUAGUGAAGAAUGAACAUGUUACAACGCAUCCAAGCCUGCGAGUUAUUCAGCUUAUAAAUAUCGUAACAGCCAAGGAUUUGAUGGAUGAUGCAAGUUUCAAAUUUAUUCAAAAGGAUAUUCAGCAAGAAGUUUCAAAAUUUGGUAACCUUAAAACAAUCAAAAUCCCAAGACCAGCGAACGAUUAUACUCCUGGGAUAUCGCAAUUUACCCAACCAGGACUAGGAAAGAUAUAUAUCGAGUUUGAUGACGAGGAAACUGCAUUGAACGCUAUCAUGGGAUUAGCAGGUAGAAUGUAUAAUGAUAGAACAGUACUUUGUUCGUUUUAUGAUUAUGAUGAUUUUAAAAACGGACUACUUUAA